AUGCUCGGCUCACACCUCAUUCCCACCCGGUGGCGGCGGAACUACGACAUGACCGACCUUCCCAAGCCCGGCAAAUACAACCAGGCCCUCACCCCGUGCUUGCAGCACGUUUCGCUGAAGGCCUGCACGCACCCUAUACGCACGAUUGUCUUCGUCUUCAUCCUCGGCAGUGCCUUCUACGUGAAUCUCCUCGAGACCGGUUUCUUCCAGCCUUCACCAACCGGCGACAGCAAGGUCGACUUCGAUGCGCUCUCUGCAGGCAGUCGGAGGCUACACCUUGGUCCCCAGACUUCAUGGAGGUGGCAAUUGGAGGAGAGUGGAGCGAGCAGGCAGGUCGUGGAUUCAAGAGAGGAGAACAUUGCUCUCGUGACAUUGGACUUCUUGGAGUCUGCAAACAACUCGCCCAACGCAGCUCCAGCGGCCAAGGACGUCCCUCUACCGGGGAAGAGCACGGCACAGCUUUUGCCUUCGAGCGAGAAUAUUCUGUCGCCAAUCUCGUCGGAUACUAUGUUGGCCUUCUCCAUGCCCUACGAGGAGACAUCCAGUUUCUUCGAGGGCGUCAAGGAGAUUCCGGCUUCUGGACUGUCGCAGGAGUACGAUGGGUCAGAUGACGAGUCGGAGCAGAAGAAGUGGCUCAUGAAGACCGCCAAGAAGAGUCUGUCGUCCAACAGCAUGCUGGAGUGGGCGCAGAAUUCAUGGGCCGCUUUCCUGGACCUGAUCAAGAACGCCGAAACUCUGGACAUCGUCAUCAUGUUCUUAGGAUAUCUCUCAAUGUACCUGACAUUCAUCUCGCUCUUCCUCAGCAUGCGCCGCAUGGGAUCGAACGCCUGGCUUGCGACCACGACCAUGUUCUCUUCUGCGUUCGCCUUGCUUUUCGGCCUCAUGAUGACCCUGAAGCUCGGUGUUCCAGAGAACGUCGUUCUCCUCUCCGAAGGCGUGCCAUUCUUGGUGGUGACCGUGGGCUUUGAGAAGCCUAUCAUGCUUACACAGGCAGUGCUCUCUGCCUCAGUGCACCGCAAUGGUAACGGCAACGGCAACGGAAACGGAGAUGCGCCUCUCACUACUCAAAACGCCGUCUCGACCGCCGUGAAGGAGCGUGGAUUCGAAAUCGUUCGUGACUACGCCAUCGAGAUUGCCAUACUUUGCGCCGGGGCUGUGUCGGGCAUCCAGGGUGGUCUGAAGCAGUUCUGCUUCCUGGCUGCAUGGACCCUCUUCUUCGACUGCAUCUUGCUCUUCACAUUCUACACCUCGGUUCUCACCAUCAAGCUCGAGAUCAACCGCAUCAAGCGUCACGUCAAUCUCCGCAGGGCGCUCGAGGACGAUGGUGUAAGUCGUAGGGUGGCUGAGAACGUGGCUUCGAGCAAUGACUGGCCAAAUGGUGACAGCCUGGCGUCCACUGGCGAGAAUAGCAUUUUCGGCAAGCGAGCGCGAGACAGCAGCAUUCCGCGGUUCAAGGUGCUCAUGGUCAGCGGCUUCGUCUUGAUCAACGUCUUGAAUUUAUGUACGAUGCCAUUCCGUGGCCAUCGCAACAAUGCGCCCGUGACGACAGCAGGCCUAUCAAGCGUUGUCACUCAACCUCCAAUGGAUCCUUUCAAGGUUGCAGGCAAUGCACUCGACUCCAUCUUCGGCCAGGCUCAGAAGAGCAAGCAGCCUGUCAGCGUUACGGUCUUCAAUCCCAUCAAGUACGAGCUUCAAUACCCAUCCGUUCACUACGCCAUUUCGGAGGAGCCUUCGGAUUGGACGCUGUUUGACAAUGACUACCAGAGCGGGAGCUGGCCCGCGUUUGGCGGCAAGAUGGUCGAGAGCUUACUGAAGAGCUUCGAGGACCCAACGCUCAGCAAGUGGGUAAUCAGUGCGCUCGCUCUGAGUCUGGCGCUGAACGGAUACCUCUUCAAUGCAGCCAGAUGGACGAUCAAGGAGGACGACGAAGAGACGAGCGAGAAGCCGCAGGAACCCAAGUCGAAUGGCCACGCCGUCGCACCCGAACCACGCGAACCGCCGCCCGUCACACCUGAGCUUGAAGACAUCAUCAAUCGGCCUGGCAAGAGAAGUAGGGAGGAAUGCGAGUCCAUGCUUGCCGCUAAGAGAGCACCUCUCCUGGAGGACUCGGAGGUCCUGGACCUCGCGCUCCGUGGGAAGAUCCCGGGUCAUGCUCUUGAAAAGACGCUUGAGGACAAGACGCGUGCUGUCAAGAUCCGACGAUCGGUGAUCGCGCGAACGGCGGGCACAUCUGCGCUUACCGCCAAGCUCGAGAAGUCCAAACUACCCUACGAACACUUCGACUAUGAUCGUGUACACGGCGCAUGCUGCGAGAAUGUCAUCGGAUAUCUCCCACUCCCACUGGGUGUUGCCGGUCCAUUGACGAUCAAUGGCCGUAGCUACUUCCUCCCGAUGGCGACCACGGAGGGUGUCUUGGUGGCGAGUACCAGCAGAGGCUGCAAGGCCAUCAAUGCCGGGGGCGGUGCUGUCACCGUUCUCACUGGCGACGGGAUGACUCGCGGGCCCUGUAUCGGAUUCGAGACACUCGCUCGUGCAGCUGCUGCGAAGGUGUGGCUGGACAGCACCGAGGGGCAGAAGGUGAUGAAGGAUGCCUUCAAUUCCACGUCUCGCUUUGCCCGAUUACAGCAGCUGAAGACAUCGAUCGCCGGCACGUACGUCUACGUCCGCUUCAAGACCACUACCGGCGACGCCAUGGGGAUGAACAUGAUAUCGAAGGGGGUGGAGAACGCGCUCCGUGUCAUGUCCCAGGAAGCCGGCUUCCGCGACAUGGCCAUCAUCUCGGUAUCGGGCAACUACUGCACUGACAAGAAGCCCGCUGCGAUCAACUGGAUCGAUGGACGUGGCAAGAGCGUCGUCGCGGAGGCCAUCAUUCCGGGGGACGUGGUCCGAUCUGUGCUGAAGAGCAACGUGGAUGCGUUGGUGGAGCUGAACAUGUCGAAGAAUCUGAUUGGGAGUGCGAUGGCUGGAAGUAUAGGAGGGUUCAAUGCACACGCCGCCAACAUCGUCACGGCCAUGUUCUUGGCGACUGGACAAGAUCCGGCGCAGAAUGUGGAGAGCAGCAACUGCAUUACGGUGAUGAAGAAGUGAGUCGAUGAUGAUGAUGAUGAUGAUGAUGAGGUGUGGCGUCGGCGAUUCGGGCUUGCUAACCGGUGUCACAGUCUCCAUGGGAAUCUCCAAAUCUCCGUGUCGAUGCCCAGCAUCGAGGUGGGCACGAUUGGUGGUGGCACGGUGCUCGAGCCCCAAGCAGCCAUGCUCGAUCUUCUCGGUGUGCGGGGGCCCCAUCCCACCACGCCUGGGGCCAACUCGCAGCAGCUGGCGCAGAUCAUCGCGGCAGGUGUUCUCGCGGGAGAACUAUCGCUGUGCUCGGCUCUCGCCGCCGGACACCUCGUGCGUGCACACAUGGCACACAACCGAUCGGCUGCUCCGUCGGUGGUGCCCAGCCGAGCACAGAGUCCCGGGCCCAGCGGUCCAGGGGCAUCGACACCCGUCGGUCUGGCGAUGACGAGUAUCGUGGAGACAGCCGAGAGAAGGACUGGUGGUGGAGGAGGAGGAGGAGGAGGAGGAGGAAUUUGCAGAGGCAAUCAAUGA
Molecule: messenger RNA, 3588 nt
Organism: Lecanosticta acicola
Lineage: Eukaryota; Fungi; Ascomycota; Dothideomycetes; Mycosphaerellales; Mycosphaerellaceae
Source: the annotation of a GenBank genome assembly